Messenger RNA from Moneuplotes crassus, 718 nucleotides. NCBI's taxonomy places the organism in Eukaryota, Ciliophora, Spirotrichea, Euplotida, Euplotidae. The record is from the annotation of a GenBank genome assembly.
AGGAAAUAUGGAAAUACAGCAAGAAGAAGGAAUAUUCUUUACAACAAGUGUUCUUGAUAUUUUCUUCUGGAGUUUUGGCUUUUUCAUACUUUCGAAGGUUGCUACAUACUUCACUGGGUCAACGAGCAAGGUGGAGAAGGUAAAGGAGCCAAAGCCAGAACCUCCUAAGGAAGAGACUAAGGUAGAUAUACUUCAGAGAGAAAUCAAGGAGAUGAAGGCAGAAGCAGAGCAGUUUAAUAAUCCCUCAACUUUUGCCAAGCAUGCGAAGAUUAAUAGGAAGAUUAUUAAGAAGGAAAACGAACUUGAAGAAGAACUUAAAAAGCAAGCAGAACCUAGUCAAGGAGAGAAGGAUGAUGAUCAGAAAGAUUUAGCCGAAGGGAAAGCCAUUCCAACUCCGGGUAUUAGUAUGAAGAAAGUAGCUUUUAAAAUUUUGUUUGAGAUCUUACCUCUUAUCGUAGGAGUGAUGAUUUUCCAACCAGUCACUGUUUCUUUACCUAAUUGAGGGAUUACCUGAGCUGAAGGGAUUGAAUCAUGUCCUUCUGCAUCCUAUGAUCCCAUUUUGAACCUUCUCUCAUUCAGAAGCCCAUUUGGGAUAUGAGAGCCAAUGUUUACAGAAGGUCAUUUCUACCGUAUAAAGACAUUCAUGCUCCUGAACUUCUGCAGAAUAUCCAUCAAUAGAAUUGCUAGCAUUUUUAUUAAUUAAAAGCAUUCAAUCACA